Drosophila suzukii is the source of this 1138-nucleotide messenger RNA. Lineage: Eukaryota; Metazoa; Arthropoda; Insecta; Diptera; Drosophilidae. The record is from RefSeq and is a predicted model, not a curated record.
AAUGUGCGAAUGUAGACAACGGCUUUACGACCAUCAGCGCGUCAAAGCUGAUCUAAAUUGGAGUCUUGUGAUCAUCGGGAAUAAUCCCCGAUGACUAAGAGGGGAAAUCUCCCUCGAACGUCUCCCGAAAUGAAGUAUAGUGUAUCGACUAAAACAAAGUCAUUAAGUGUGUGUUAGUUCUCACAGAACUCCGAUAUUCCUAUGGAACUGGUCGUCACAGUGUGGAACGGAGCCAAAGAUAGUUUCCUUAUCCAGUAAAACUCAGAAUUUCAUCUUACACUAUCACAACACAUAUCGGGAUAUUGUGGCCGGCAGCAAAUUCCAUAGGUUACCGAAUGCAGCACGCAUGCUUCAAAUGAAGUGGGAUCGCGAUCUGGCAUAUUUGGCCGAGCUCCUUGUGAAACGCUGCGAUCUACAGCCCACAAAACACUGCAUUUCCACGGAAGUAUUCUCCUCUCCGGGAUACCAUGCGGUCUACAACAAGUUCAAGGCGAACGCGAGUAAACUUAAAAUAAUAAGAUCCCAGCUGAAUGCGUGGUACGAUCAGUAUAAGCACGUCUCUGCGCCCAGUUUAAUAGAUGGAUUGUCCAUUGAUAACAAAGAGAUUGGACACUUCCUCAGAAUGAUGGUGGGCCCAAGUAGUAGAUUGGGCUGUGCCAUAGCCAGAAUCAAAAAAGAUAAAUGGACCCAUCAAUGGCUAUCCUGCCUGUAUAGCUGUUCACCCAAGAAACACUCCAUACUAUAUGAAUAUUCUGCUAAGCCCGCAAUGUAUUGUAGCACCGGUGUUGAUGGAAAGUUCCAACAUCUUUGCAAUGUCUCAGAGCCUGUGGUAGAUUGCAAGCACUCCGAGUUGUUCAAAGCAGUCAUUAGUAACGAUACUGCAUCGAUUAUCAGGGGCAUGAUGAACAAACAAGUUAAGUCCAGGACUCUUUGUGGUAUCUGUAGCAUUUGCUGCCAGUGGUGGGAUUGGGCGAAAGGUACUUGGGGUCUGGUAACGAAUACUUGGAGUACCAUAGUCGGUGGUAGUGGUGGUGGUGGUGGAGGUGAAGAUGAAGGUGAAGAAUGAAUCCCAUGUUAAUGUUUUUGGAAACAUUAUAAUCAUUAAAGGCAAUAUAAUAAAAACUAUUUCGAAAUUAUA